AUGGCGGCGCAUUUUAAAAGAUCGGUGCUUAUCUGCGGAGGACUCUUUGUGCAGAUUUGUUUGUUUUCUCCUUCUGCAGCAGACGUACCAUAUAAUAGACAAUUAGGAGAUGGUUUUCUUAGUAAAUUACCUCCUGAGUCACCACCACAAGAAGAGGCUUUUCCUGUAGAGGAAGGAGUUGCUACAACAGCAGCAACAACUCCUGCUGCUGAAGAAGCAUCAACAACAGCUGAUGGUGAUACAGCUGCAGCAGCAGCAACAGCAGCAGCAGCAGCAGAUGAUGAUGAAGAAGAGGACGAGGAUAAUGCAACAGCAAUAGAGGAUACAUCAGCAUAUGAUACAUCAGUAGAGGAUACAUCAUCAGAGGAUACAUCAGCAGCAGCAGCAGCAGCAGCAACAGAUGAUGAAGAAUCUCCUGCUGCUUCUGAGGAUCUAGAUACAGAUGGUGUUUCUUAUGAUGUUGUUGAUACAGAGUUCCCUAUACGGCCACCAGUAUCAGCAGCAGCAGCAGCAGUACCAGCAGCAGAAGAAGAAGCACGUACACCAGCAGAACAAGCAGCAGCACAAGUUGCUGCUGCUGCUGCUGAUGCAGCAGCAGCAGCAGCAGAAGAAGAAGAAGAGCUACCUUCUGGUGAUUCUUCUAGUGAUGAUGAUGAUGAUGAUUCUCCUCUAUUAGGAAAUCUCUUUGAUGAAGAAGAGGAGGAAGAAGAAAAAGAAGAAAAAAAAGAAGAAAAAGAAGAAAUAAAGGAAGAAAAUAGAGAAGAACAAGAACAAGAAGAACAAGAAAGAAGAGAAAGAGAGGAAGAAGAAGAAAGAGAAGAAAGAGAAGAAGUAAUAGAGGAGGAGGAGGAAGAAGGAGAAGAAGAAGAGGAGGAAGAAGGAGACGAAGAAGAAAUAGUACGAAGAUUAUCUUCUCUUGAGGAUGAAUCUCUAGAAGAGGGAGAAGAAGAGGAAUCUGCUGCUGCAGCUAAGCGCAGCAGCAGCAGCAGCAGCAGCAGCAAGAGGAGGACUAGGGAGGAGGAAAUAGCUGCUAUUAAUAUAUUAGCGGAUUUAUUAGGUAAGGAGGUAAUGAAUACACUGCAGCAAGGAGGAGGAAAAGAAGAAGAAAAAGAAGACUGGCAAAGAGCAGCAGAACUCCUUAAGGAUGCAUUUACUAUAAGAGGAGACGAGGAGGAGGAGCAGCAGCAGAAGGGAGAGCAGCAGCAGCAGCAGCAGCAGCAGCAGCAGCGAGAGAAGGAGGAGGAGGGAUUGAAUCUAUUUAAGAGAGUAGAGAGCCUUAUUAAGGAAGUACAGCAGCAAACAAAGACAGGAGGAGCAGAUCCAUCUCUUGAUGCUGCUGCUGCUGCGCUCCUGUCCUCUCCUGCUGCUGCUGCUGCAUUCCCUUCUCUGCUGCAGGACUUCUUAGGUAUAAUCAGCAACAGCAGCAGCACACAGCAGCAGCAGCUAAUUGAUUUUGCUAAGGAUGCACUAAGCGCAUUAGAGGGUACAGGUGCAGCGCAUGCAGCAGUAGGAUCAUCAAGAGGAGGCCGUUCAGCAGCAGCAGCAGCAGCAGCAGCAGCAGCAGCAGCAAAUAGACAAGAAUAUAACGAGAAAAAAAGGAAGACAAAAUUAUCUGCAGAAGAAGUACGUCAGGCAUUAACAGAGUUUGUUAAUAAUAUUAGCGAUAUGCUGCUGCAUGCAGCACAAGUAGGAGAAGGGGAGGCUGCAGCUGCUGCAGCUGCUGCAGCAGGACAAUCUAAGCAGCAGCAAAGAGCAGCAGCAGCAGCAGCAGAGGAGACAGCAGAGCAACUAAAGGAAUAUUUUGUUAAGACUAUGCAAGAAGCUGCACGUACACUGCAAGCAACAAACCCUGAUGUUAUUGAUCUUUUUGCUAGAUUUUAUUAUAUUAUUAAGGAACAAGCUAAUUAA
This is a messenger RNA of Eimeria maxima, 1908 nucleotides long. RefSeq lists its product as hypothetical. NCBI's taxonomy places the organism in Eukaryota, Apicomplexa, Conoidasida, Eucoccidiorida, Eimeriidae. Gene Ontology annotation, molecular function: transcription cis-regulatory region binding. The transcript has a single exon. Bases 1 to 1908 code for a protein of 635 amino acids. Gene Ontology annotation, cellular component: nucleus. Gene Ontology annotation, biological process: regulation of transcription by RNA polymerase II. The record is from RefSeq and is a predicted model, not a curated record.